Molecule: messenger RNA, 1146 nt
Organism: Odobenus rosmarus divergens (Pacific walrus)
Lineage: Eukaryota; Metazoa; Chordata; Mammalia; Carnivora; Odobenidae
Gene: EME2
Product: essential meiotic endonuclease 1 homolog 2 (S. pombe)
Exons: 8
Coding region: 1-1146 (381 amino acids)
Biological process (GO): mitotic intra-S DNA damage checkpoint signaling; resolution of meiotic recombination intermediates; replication fork processing
Cellular component (GO): nucleus; Holliday junction resolvase complex
Molecular function (GO): nuclease activity; DNA binding
Source: RefSeq, a predicted model, not a curated record
AUGGCGCGGGAGGGCUCCGGGAGGGCGGGGUACUCGGGCCGGGCGGGGGCCCGGGGCGGGGGGCGGUGGCGGCGGCCCCCGACCUGGGAGGUCUCGGACUCGGACGGCGAGGGCCCCGCCGGCGCGGAGGCCGGCGCGACGGCCCGCGGGCCGGUGGAGGAAGGCAGGGCGGCGGCGGAGGAGCGCAGGGCGGCGGCCGAGGCGCUGCGGCCCGAGCAGGCCCUGCGGCGCGUGGCGGUGCGGGUGGACGCAGCCCUUCUGGAAGAUGCUGGUGCCGACAUCCUGCUGGAGGCCCUGCGCGCCCUGGGCUGUGAGUACCACGUCGAACCCCAGCGGCCGGCCCGGAGCCUCAGGUGGACCAGAGCGAAGCCGGACCCUUGUCCCCGCACUGUGCCUUCGGAGGUGUGGGCUGCAGAUGAACAGGACCUCCUUCUGCUCCUGGAGCCCGAGGAGUUUCUACAGGGCAUCCAACAGCUGACCCAGACUCGUGGCCCAUCUUGCUCCGUGCCCUGGAUCUGUCCUGAGAGCUCCACCAGCCCCCACCUGGCUGUCAUCGGGCUGGAUGCCUACCUGUGGUCUCACCAGCCCAGCAGCCAGGAGAUGCGACGGCCAGAGAGUCCAGCGGUGGACCAUGCCACAGUGGCACUCAGCUGGCCCAAGGUGGAGGAGGCCCUGGUACUCCUGCAGCUCUGGGCACAUCUGGAUGUACUGCUGGUGGCCUCCUGGCAGGAGCUGAGUCAGCAUGUGUGCGCCUUCACCAAAGCCCUCGCUCAACGCCCCUUCAGGCGGUACCAGGAGUCCCGUGCCUUUUCCUUCUGUGUGGCUGGGCGCUGGGCAGCCAGCGAGCGCAUGGCGAGCGGUGGCAGAGGGCUGCAGGGCAUCUGGUGGCGGCAGAUCAGACAGUUCCACCGGGUCAGUCCGGCCGUGGCCGAUGCCAUUGUCACCGCCUUCCCCUCCCCCCGCCUUCUGCAGCAGGCAUACACGAGCUGCAGCACGGAGCAGGAGCGCCUGGCCCUCCUGGCGGACCUCCCCGUGAAGAUGGGCGAGGGCGUGCGGCCCCGCAGGGUGGGGCCUGACCUUUCCCGCCGCAUCUGCCUCUUCCUGACCACCACCAACCCUGAGCUCCUGCUGGACCUGGGCUCCUGA